CUGAACCCCCGGAAGACCCUGCCAGACGCUGUAGGUGUGUGGUCGAGUUGGAGAAUGGGAACAGGUGGCCGAGGGUGAGGAGGCCUAGUCAGUGAUCCCGGGGAGCUUCCCAGCCUCCUCUGCCUCCAGGACAUGCCGUGAGGAAGCUCCUUCUCCUCAGGCGGUGGAGCAGAGGUCCUGCGAGUGCCCUGCAGAAUGGAGAGCCCCUUCCAUCUUCGUCCAGCCGCAGGGGCUGGCUGCCCACUCCAUCCCCAGCGGAAUGUUCCCUUCUCUUGCAGAAUCGAGCGGGUGAUGGACAACAACACCACGGUGAAGAUGGUGCCCAUCAAGAUCGUGCAUUCGGAGAGCCUGCCGGACAAGGGGAGCCGCCAGAGCCUGGCGCCGCCCGCCGAGCUGCCCGUGCUGCCCAGUGGGCUGGAGCGUGACCAGAUCAAGACACUAAGCACAUCCGAGCAGUCCUACUCUCGCUUCUGCGUGUACACGCGGCCUGGUGCCGAGCCCGAGGCCCUGCAUCAAGCCCGGCCUCCCAGUGCCCAUCUGCCCCCGGGGGGCAAUGGCUGCCCCUCCCCUCCUGGGCUCAGCUAUGUGAAGGCCAAAGAGAAGACUAUGGAAGACCUGAAGUCGGAGGAGCUGGCCCGGGAGAUCGUGGGCAAGGACAAGUCCCUGGCGGACAUCCUAGAUCCCAGUGGGAAGAUCAAAACCACCAUGGAUUUGAUGGAGGGCAUCUUCCCCAAAGAUGAGCAUCUCCUGGAGGAAGCUCAGCAGCGGAGGAAGCUGCUGCCCAAAAUCCCCUCUCCCAGAAGCACAGAGGACAGGAAGGAGGAGCCGAGCGUGCCGGCGGCCGUGUCCCUGGCCACCAAUUCCACGUACUACAGCACAUCGGCCCCCAAAGCAGAGCUGCUGAUCAAGAUGAAGGACCUGCAGGAGCAGCAGGAGCCGGAAGAGGAUUCGGGCAGCGACGUGGACCACGACCUGUCGGUGAAGAAGGAGCUCAUCGAGAGCAUCAGCCGCAAACUGCAGGUACUGCGGGAGGCCCGGGAGAGCCUGCUGGAGGACAUCCAGGCCAACAACGCCCUGGGGGACGAGGUGGAGGCCAUCGUGAAGGACGUGUGCAAGCCCAACGAGUUUGACAAGUUCCGGAUGUUCGUCGGCGACCUGGACAAAGUGGUGAACCUUCUGCUGUCGUUGUCGGGCCGCCUGGCCCGGGUGGAAAACGCCCUCAACAACCUGGAUGACAGCCCUUCUCCUAGUGAUCGGCAGUCGCUGCUCGAGAAGCAGAGAGUCCUCAUCCAACAGCACGAGGACGCCAAGGAGCUCAAGGAGAACCUGGACCGCCGGGAGCGCAUCGUGUGCGACAUCCUGGCCACCUACCUGGGCGAGGAGAGCCUGGCGGACUACGAGCACUUCGUGAAGAUGAAGUCGGCCCUCAUCAUCGAGCAGCGGGAGCUGGAAGAUAAAAUCCACCUCGGCGAGGAGCAGCUCAAGUGCUUGUUUGACAGCCUUCAGCCCGAGAGAAGCAAGUGAGGGCCCGGCCCGGCCCGGCCAAGGACGCACGGGGCCUGCACGGCUCCCAAAGACCCCGUAACCAGCCGUCUGUGUCUCCCGGGAGGGAGUCCUCCCGCAGCCAGGUGGCGAGCGCAAAGCAAUAACUCCUGUGUUUGUUUAGGGGGGUUAGCCAAGGUUUUUGUCCCCAGUG
This is a messenger RNA of Tupaia belangeri chinensis (Chinese tree shrew), 1696 nucleotides long. It is a transcript of the gene SHROOM2, whose product is annotated as shroom family member 2. Bases 196 to 1524 code for a protein of 442 amino acids. NCBI's taxonomy places the organism in Eukaryota, Metazoa, Chordata, Mammalia, Scandentia, Tupaiidae. Gene Ontology annotation, cellular component: adherens junction; apical plasma membrane; cortical actin cytoskeleton. Gene Ontology annotation, biological process: actin filament organization. The transcript is spliced from 4 exons. The record is from RefSeq and is a predicted model, not a curated record. Gene Ontology annotation, molecular function: actin filament binding.